Messenger RNA from Serpula lacrymans var. lacrymans S7.9, 1341 nucleotides. RefSeq lists its product as uncharacterized. Bases 1 to 1341 code for a protein of 446 amino acids. The transcript has 5 exons. NCBI's taxonomy places the organism in Eukaryota, Fungi, Basidiomycota, Agaricomycetes, Boletales, Serpulaceae. The record is from RefSeq and is a predicted model, not a curated record.
AUGUCUCGUGUUGAACUCGAUAACGACGCAGAGCAAUUCCGUGUGGUCAUACCGCUUGCCAAGAAGUUACCUCCAAACCCACAUAUCGGACCCGGGCAUGAGGCCUGGGUUCGAGCACUCGCACCACCGUCUGAAACAGCACAAACGGACAGCGAAUGGUCUCCAGAAUCUAGAGUUGACAAGUCUCUUCGACACCGCCUUCUUGCCUGCGAUCAACGGUCUUUCUUGACGGGCUCUGCAGUUGCCGAUCUGCAGGCUGCCCACAUAAUCAACGCCGUUCGUCACAACGCGACGCGAAAGAGGGAGGUGGAGGAUUAUCUUUCCCAGCAGCGUCUCCACCCUCCCUCCAUAAACCGAUUCCUUUUGGAUAGCUCCGCCAAUGCAAUUCUCUUGGAGGCCAAUCUUCAUACUCAAUGGGAUCUUUAUGGAACUUAUUGCUUUGUUCCGGCUGAAAGUGAUGCAAUCGCCAUGCUCGAUGCUUUACGGAAGUCCAACGAAAAGUGGGCGGAACAUAUCUUUCCGGCCGAAGGUGUCAUACGGCCUCUAGACGUAUCGAAGGCACCUUUUUGCAGACCGCAGUGGGACUUAAUCAUCCUUCAUCCUCAUGCGCUGCUCCCGGAUGGUCUGGCGCUAGGGAUCGCGAAGAAUCGGCGCUUUUUCGUCAAGGGGCAGUAUUUUCCGCCGGCAUCCGAGGUAACUUGGACAUGGUGGACUGCAUCUGGUGACCGUCUUUGUUCGAACUCGCCGCCGAACGAACCUCUCGCUCCCUUCUUUGCCAUGGAUGUGCGUGCCGACUUAGAGAUGCCAGCUUUAUCUUCUCUCGCCAUGGUUAUCAAUGCGCAUUGCAAGUUGCAGCAAUUCAUACGGGAUAAUAGCACAUCUGCUACUACUCGGGUGCAGAGGUUCGCGCGACUAAUAUCUGAGUUGGUUACCGAGAUAUUCUUCGUGCCUGAUGGAUACAGUGAUGUGGCUGCGCGUGCACAUUCUUUUCAGGUAGUCCAGCAUGUCCAGAGUAUGACUGGUACCUUUCCCUCUCAAGCAAUACAACCGGCAGGACAGUCUUUUGGGGAGGGAUACAAAUUUGAGGUGUACCCUGCUUAUGGAGCAAUGGGGGAAGCUCCAGCACCAUCCGGAGAAGAUAGGUCUCCCGGCGCAGUGGAGUGUCCUGAGACCCCCGACGAAGAUGGUCUUACUAAUUCAGAGUUCCGAUUGGUUUCUGAAAAAGCUCGCGAUCCCCGCCUCGACGGCAAGCAGCGUGCUGAUGCGGCGAUGAUGAUGUUAUUCGGAACUCAUCGGUAUGCGGAUCCCUACGUGCAUGGAGCUCAAGCUAUACAUGAUUGA